UGGUACAUCCAAAUUGAAAAUUCACGGAAUGCAAGGCGUUGUUUGUUCCCGGAUUUGAAACACGAUCUUCACGACUCACCAUCCAAAAUUGGGACACAACAUGGAUGAUUUGGUUAAAGUCACGGAAGUCUGAUAGCUGAAAUGGCGCUAAAAAUGAGGAGUCUGAUUGGCGGAAUGAAAUUCGAGUUUUGAAAAGGUUAUAGGGACUCGACCAAUCAGGGGAUUUCUCUCACCCUGUUUCCUGUUUGUCAAUUUCGGUGCAUCUUUUAUUUAUUUAUUUAUUAUGUUGUGGAAGAAAAAAAUUUAAUAGAAGUGCAGUUGGAAUGAGGUUGUAAAUAAUAACUUUUGUGUAGAGAUUUUAGUAAUUUUUAGUUUGUUUUACGAUGGCUAACAUUCCUGAAGCGAAGAGAAAUUACGGGAUUCAUGAAGAUGGAGGUUAUGCCAAAGACUGCACCAUAGAGAAUGCAAUGCUAAAAAAAAAAUUGCAGCUGAAAACGGAAGCUGUGAUGGUUCUUAGUCAAGAACUAGAUCAAUGUAGAACUCAACGUGAUCAGUACAAAUUAAUGGCAGAACAAAUUCAGGAAAGAUUAGUCCACUUGAGGAAACAGACAAACGAGUCCUUAGAAUCAAAUAGUUUUAGGACAUUAGAUUCCUUAAUGGAAACCAGGGAACAAAAUAAAUGUCUCCGAUUACAAGUAGAAACUUUGCGGCAAAAAUUGAUGGAUUCUCAAACCGACAUCAAAAUUCUUCGAAAAAAUCGGACAUUUACUGAACAAAAGGACGCUCAUCUCGCACCAGAUGCGCAUCAAAGAGAGGAACUGAUUGAACAACUCGAGAAAUUAAAUGUCAAAUGCGGCCAAUUACAAACAGAUCUGCAGUCAGUUUUAGAUGAAAAGCACGAACUAGAAAUAGAGCGAGAUGCCUUUAAAUGUAAAGCUCAUCGUUUGAAUCACGAACUUUCAAAAGCCCUGAGUGCUUCAAAACCGGUCGAUGUUGAUUCGCUUAUCAAUGAAAAUCGAUACUUGCAAGAGAGGUUGCAACAUUUACUUGAAGAAAAAGAACUUGCGAGGCAAUCCUUAUCGAAAUAUAAGGGCAUGCUGGAUAGUAAAAGAUUGAAAGGAACGAUAAAACUUGGAGGAAAUUCGGCUGCUGGAACUGUAAUGACUCACAAGCAAGUUGAGCUGUUGCUUCAACAAGGUCCAAACAUACCGCCUCAAAAAGCUUCAGCUGCGAUAUCAGACCUUCAUUGCCUUUCUGCUGCUUUGCUAGAAGCUUUGAAUGACAAAACUCUAGCCUUAGCUCAUCAGAAAAAAGCAAACAAAAUUUUAGCGCUGAGAAUUUGUGAAUUAGACAGUGCUGUCCAAUCACCAACAAUGAAACUUUUAGAAGGAUAUACUGGGGCGGAUGUAGACAUCAGAUGCGAUGACUUUGAUUCCGAUCUCUCGACGAAACCGUGGGAUAGCGAAGACACAAGUGAACCUGAUCUCACGAAAGAAGAAAAUGUGGAAGAUUGCGAAUUUUCGAAAAAGGAGAAGUACUCGACUUUUAUACCAGCCGACUUGCCACAUAACUUGGGUGCUUUAGUUCAAAAAGCAAUGGACAAUUUAAAGGACAUUAACAAGAACAAAUCGUAAUAGAAAUAAUUUUCCAAAAACGAGUGAGUUUUUUUUCUAGUCAUUGAUGCGAAUUUUAUUUUUCUAAGUUGAGAAA
Messenger RNA from Belonocnema kinseyi, 1710 nucleotides. Its product is annotated as coiled-coil domain-containing protein 149. NCBI's taxonomy places the organism in Eukaryota, Metazoa, Arthropoda, Insecta, Hymenoptera, Cynipidae. Bases 384 to 1634 code for a protein of 416 amino acids. The record is from RefSeq and is a predicted model, not a curated record. The transcript is spliced from 10 exons.